AUGAAAGGCAAGGAUCCUUCCGUUAUCCGCUCCAUAGUCCAGCGUGUGCUGUCCGCCUCGGUGACAGUGGACAAGGAGGUCAUCUCCUUCAUUGGCAAAGGCGUUUUGGUGCUCGCUGCCGUUGCCCCCGGUGACACGGAGAAGGAAGCAGAAGCUCUUGCAACCAAGGUGCUGAAGCUCAAGAUGUGGGAUGACGACGCCGGCGGCAGAUGGAAGAAGAACGUCCAGGACAUUUCCGGGGAAGUUCUCUGCGUGUCUCAAUUCACACUAUUCGCUAAGAUUAGUAAGAACAAACCUGACUUCCGCCUGUCAGCAGGCGCCGAGGACGCCAAGCGGCUGUAUCACCACUUCUUGCAGAAGGUCCAGGCUGGUUACGCCGCAGACAAGGUCAAAGAUGGGAGAUUUCAGGCAAUGAUGGAGGUCGCUCUCGUCAAUGAUGGCCCCGUAACCCUGGAGCUCAACACAGACCCUGCGCCGCCGAAGCAGUGA
Colletotrichum aenigma is the source of this 489-nucleotide messenger RNA. RefSeq names its product D-aminoacyl-tRNA deacylase 1 (gene DTD1). The record is from RefSeq and is a predicted model, not a curated record. Gene Ontology annotation, biological process: tRNA metabolic process. Gene Ontology annotation, molecular function: D-tyrosyl-tRNA(Tyr) deacylase activity. The transcript has 3 exons. The coding region runs from base 1 to 489 and encodes 162 amino acids. Gene Ontology annotation, cellular component: cytoplasm. NCBI's taxonomy places the organism in Eukaryota, Fungi, Ascomycota, Sordariomycetes, Glomerellales, Glomerellaceae.